UUUAAUUGUUGAGAUAACCAUGCUAUGAUCAGGACCAUAACAUCACGCCCUGAAGAUGAACUGCCGUACACGAUAUGGCAACUGAAUGGAAACAUGUAAUGACUAACGGAACAUGGCUAUACGUAUUAUUUUGUUUUCUCGCGUUACAGGGUUGUGAAUUUGGACAAGUGUGGGCAUAUGACUACCAGGAUGACAUACAGAGCCUGCUGUGUGCCGCUCAGUGUGAGGCCUUCUGUCUAGAUACAAAGAAUCCAGACAGCUGCGCACUUUGCAAUACUACAGUGCAUUGGAUUACAAACUGUGAUGAGCCCUACUGUUAUGGAACCUGUUCUGUGCUGCGUACCAAUUAUGACAGUCACAAGAACCAGGUGGUGCGGAUCCCGGUGGUGAAUGUGCGGGCAUUACCUGACGGGCAAUCCAUGGAGCUGAUGUGGAGCCGGCCAGAACUCAUCAUAUCAAGUUCCCCAAUGUCCAUGUACAACAUCAUCUACAUCAUAGAGCGGACCCAGGCAGACCCUCGAUACCCUGGCAUCAGUACCACGCAGCUGAAAGGAUGGGUGACAGACACCCGCUAUGAAGUUGCUCUGACAGGGCACUGCAGCCAGGUUCGCUACAGAGUGAUGGCCAUCAACCAGUUUGGCUCUUCAGGAUUCAGUAACCCAGUAUAUGCCCCGAGUUUAUCCCCCGGCCCUGUACAAAACAUCCAUCUCACAGGAAAGGGCAUCUACUACUAUGAAGAUAAGAAUAACACCGCCUUCUCCGAGUUCAUGACUGUUCUAAAGUGGGACAACCCAGUUGGUUGGGAUGACAGAGAUAUUGACCACUAUGAAUGGAACCAAAUGAUGAACCGUUCCUGUGAAUACAUAUCCCAUGACAGUUUACCUAUCCUCAAAAAAAUGAUAAACCAGAGCAACCACAUCCUGAUGACCAUCUCCAGUGUAUCCAUCGGCUGCAAAUUUCUUGCACAGGUAAGAGCGGUGUCCAAGUGCAACACGAAGGGACCUUGGGCCAACCUCCUAGUGGACCUUACAAAUUGCAGCAGUAUAAAUGGAUAUAUGUGCCAAGAUAAACCAUUUGACCCACCCGGCAAGGUUGGAAAUGUGACCUUAUCCGUGACAUCAAAGACUGAAGACGAAGUGAUGAACUACUUACUGUAUCCCAACCUGAAACUAACAAGCCCACUGCAUGUUUUCCUGCACGUGCAUUGGCGACCUCCACUUGACCUUGGAAGUCAUGGGUAUGUGGACCACUACAUUGUGAGGUCGGGCAAGGCGGAGAGGCAAUUGUUCCCCAUUCCACCAGAAUUCAUUGGGAUGCCAGCAUCAAAAAAAGCACCUAAUGAUACAGUUGAGAUGAUAUUUGAAGUGGAAACAUACAGUAUCCCAUACACAUUUGGAGUUCAGGUGAUAGCUGUUGGUCCGAGCCAGACCAUCACAGACAACCAGUGGGGCCUGUUUCCCAUGCACACCAUGGAGGUCAGUAGGAACGACUCAGCCAUCAUGCACUUCAUGAAGGAAGGCCAAGUUCUCCUGGACCAGGCUGGCAUCGUGAUCAUUUACGUGAAGAACACGAUGCCUGUUCACUUUGUGUUUGACGACUCACCGAUGGGCCGGGUGGGAAAUACAACGGUCGAUCGAUUCGCCAUGCAGUGGGGCCCACUGGUGGGCCCCGAGGGUAACCGGACUAUCACUGUGGAGAAUGGGACGGUCAUUGCAAGGAACCAGUCAAGACUGAGUGUGAAACUACAGCAGACUUCCAGGACUUAUGGACUACGUGUGACGUAUCUGAGUGAUGAAGCGGAGGAGGAAUCAAGAGAGGACUUCUACGUAUUCACCCUACCUGAGGGCGCACAAAUUAAAGAACCAGACAGCAUUUCUCAAGAAGAAAAUGAAAAGACAAGGCUGACUCCCGUCUACGCAUCUGUAGGCGUGUUGCUAUGUGUUGUUACCAUAUUAAGCAUUACUUGGUUCUUGGUACACCGUCGUCGUGGAUACAAGCACCUUGAGCGUCGACUGCUGGAGGGGUUGGAGGAGAUUGAUGAAGACGGAGAACAUUAUUUCAUCAUGAGACCGGCUAACACACGAAAUGAGGAAAGCCCUCCGCCAACAGUGGUAGCUGACCGCUGGGAGCUGCCCCAUACCUGCCUAAAGGCUGGCAGACUCCUGGGCAGUGGAGCAUUUGGACAGGUUGUGAAAGGGCGAGUAAGCAAAAGCCUCCUUGCACAUCGUGGGAUUGACCUCACUGCUGGCUUACCGAAUUCUGGCACUCACGUUACUGUCGCUAUCAAGGUCAUGCAUGAGAACACAGAGGAUCGUUAUGUGGAAGACUUUCUGCGUGAGAUCAACAUGAUGAAGGACCUUGGUUACCAUAGCAACAUUGUGUCCCUGCUUGGAUGCUGCACACUUCGGGAACCUUUCUGUCUUGUUGUUGAACAUUUGGCUCAUGGGGACCUUCUCUCGUACUUGCAGAAAUUACGCCAGGAGAUCGUGCAGCGUGACGUGAGAAUGGAAGGCUACAUUAACGAGGAUCUGGACCUGUUCACCCCGACUGACCUGCUCUCGGUCGCAAGACAGAUUGCUCGUGGAAUGGAGUACUUGUCCCAGAAAGGGUUUGUUCAUCGUGAUCUAGCUGCCAGGAACGUGCUGGUUGGAGAAAACAAGAUGGUAAAGAUCGGGGACUUUGGUCUGGCCCGCUACAUCUACAAUGACUCAAACAAGAUCUAUGUACAUCGACGAGGGGGAAAACUGCCACUACGCUGGAUGGCACCAGAGUCUAUAUUUGACAGAAUCUUCUCCACAGCUAGCGAUGUGUGGUCAUUCGGGAUUGUGUUGUACGAGAUUGUGACUCUUGGGUGUGUUCCUUACCCGGGGCUCAACCACACACAACUUCAGAACGCCCUCAAGCUUGGGACCAGGAUGGAACGCCCGGACAAUUGCAGUCAGGAAAUCUAUGACAUCAUGCUGCUCUGCUGGGAGCAGGUUCUGCUUGAGCGGCCGAGCUUCACUGACCUCUGUGUGACCUUCACUUCCAUGCUUGAAGAGGCUACAGAACUGGAGUAUUUUAACUUCAAGGUUUCUGAUAUAAAGGACUACUAUAGUAUUGACUCUGAUGAGAUGGAUGAAUCCGAUCUGGAUAUGCCCUCUGCUGGAUGCCUUUACAAUCAUAUUGCUUCACUUCAAAAUGCAGGUACUUUUGUUACCACAGAGGCAGAGGUAGUUACCAGAAUACCAGACGAGAACAUCGAGAUCACUGACAUUCAAAAGUUGGAAAUUCUCACCUGCCCCUCUGACUACAGUGAAAGCAUGUUUGCAAGAAAUCUCCCAUCCACUUCAUCCUUCCAUAAUGAGCUCUAUGCUGUGAAGAAAGAUGACGUCAUUGAAGGUAUCCCUGAUUCGACUAAUAGAGAAAAGCUUACUGAAAUGACAUGGCAAACCCUUGAUACGACAAGUAAAGGAUUGACAAAUAUUGAAAAUGAAUUUGACAAUUGCCAAUCUUCCAUGGCGAAUGGACAUUCAUCAGUAAAUCUUAAGAAAGAAUUUCAAGAAAAAGUUUCGUACACAGAACUCGCCUCCUCUGUCAGUCUUGUUGUCUCAAGGUCAAGGUCUUGCUCAGGUUCAGGGUCAAUUUCUGACAAUAAUGGUGGCGAUGAUGACAACUCAGUGUUUCAUGGUCAUCUUGCACCUGAGUACAGAGUUAGUUCAUCAUCAGAUGAAGUUUUUUCUGAAUGCACCAGCUGUAGCAUAUCAGAUGAUCUUAUUGACAAGACAGUGCAGGAAAAAUGCAAGAAAUGCUGCAAAUUGAUGGUGUCAAGGCGCUGCCAGCCCGAAAUCCAUGUCACAGAGAGGAAUGACAGUGCCUUCAGUAGCACAGCAUCUGAUGACUCGGACCAGUCCCAUAGCAACCACUCCGAGUCCUCUGUAGCAACCAGUGAUGAGUAUCUAAUGCCAGAUAGUCCUUGUGAAGCUACGGACAUUAGAAGAAAAGAGGUUUCCUUUGAUACUCUGUGUGACAUACCAACUAACAUGAGUAGUCACAAGCCUAAGCAUUUUGUUUUUGAGCCCCAUCCAUUGAAGAAGACUAAACUGCAUAAGAUUAAGUCAGUAGAGAACCCUUGCUAUACUUGGUUCCAUCAGAUGGAAGCGUAUGAAAUUGCGACAAAUUUGGCAGACAGGAGAAUUGACGAAAUGUUAAGUGAGUUUGUGUCAAUGUCAGAAAACAUGACAAUUGCCACCACUUACUUUUAAUAGCAAAAUAAAAAAAGUGUGAAAAACAAUCUAACAAUGAAUUCAUAUUUUUGGCCUGAAAUAAAUAUAAAA
Molecule: messenger RNA, 4316 nt
Organism: Mya arenaria
Lineage: Eukaryota; Metazoa; Mollusca; Bivalvia; Myida; Myidae
Exons: 28
Coding region: 75-4244 (1389 amino acids)
Biological process (GO): protein phosphorylation; positive regulation of kinase activity; cell surface receptor protein tyrosine kinase signaling pathway
Cellular component (GO): signaling receptor complex
Molecular function (GO): transmembrane receptor protein tyrosine kinase activity; ATP binding
Source: RefSeq, a predicted model, not a curated record